ACUUGAGUCUUUAAUUUUCUAAAAUAUAUUAGCUUUAAAUAGCAUUAUUGAUAAUUAAUUUUAAUCAAAAAUUACAUUUAUUUAAUUGAAUUUAAUACUUUAACAGUAAAUUAUUUUACAAUUAUUAUGGCAAUAGAUGUUUCAAAACCUGGUUGUCCAGAAAAUAAUAUUGAAAUGCUUGAAGAUAUUGAUGAAACUUCAACAAAUAAUUCACAACUUGUAUCAAAGUUUGAUAAAAAAAUGAUAAAUUUAAUAAUAGCUCAUCAAAAAUCACUCCAACAAAAAAAUGAACUCAAACAAAUUUGUGAAAAUUGGGAUGGUACAAAUAAACCAGGUAUUUUUAAUAUUAAAAAACUUGAUUUUUUCUACGCAACAUCAAUUGUUUUUAAAAAUAUGCAAUUCAUAUAUAAAAAAUUUCUUGCACAUGUUUAUACAUUAACACAUUUGUGUGGUGUCAAUCUUGAAAGUUUAUCAGUACCAUUUGAAUGUGACACUGAAAUAUUGAAAAUAAUAAAGGAACACUGUCCAAAUUUAAAAUACUUGCAUUUACCAUAUAUCAGAUUUAAUGAUGAUAAAUUAACUCAAGUAUUUACAAGCUUAAAACAAUUGAAUUAUUUAUCUAUUGGAAAUGAAUUGAGCAAUGGUCAACUUAAACUUGAUAAUUUUAUGGAGGCAGUUAAAAAUUUACCUGAUAGUUUAACAGAACUUCGGUUGUCUUUAUCAUUUAACAUUCAUAAUGCAUUUCAAGCUCCACCAGGAAGUUUAGCUCUGGUUUUGGAAAAUUUAAAUAACUUGAAAACUCUCAAAAUGAUGAUGUUCAAACUCAGCAUGAAUGACAUGAUUGUCAUCAGUCAAUUAAAAACAUUAAAAAAACUUGAUUUAAAUUGUUCAACCCUAAUUGAACCACGCUCAAUGGAUUUAAUAUGUAACAUUGAUAAUCUUGAAUACUUUGAGAGUGAUUGUGACGAGAUUGAUGAUGAAUUUUUGAUAAAUCUUGCAAAUGGAUGUAAAAAAUUAAAAGGUUUAACUAUUGAUAAUACAUUUGGUUUAACUGAUGCUGGUAUUAUUGAAUUAACAAAAUUAAAAUAUUUAAACUCAUUGGCUAUUUACCCUGUUGGUAAAUUAUUUCGAAUACCAUGUGUUAUAACUGAUGAAUCAAUUGGAAAAUUUAAAAAUUUAAAAAGAUUAAUUGUUGGACAUAUCAAAGGAAUAACUGAUAAAUCAAUUAAAAAAAUAUUAGACCAUUCACCAGAACUUGAAGAACUUGAUACAACUAAAACAUCAGUAACAAUGCAGAUCUACCAACAUGCUGCAAAUGUUACUAAAAAUCGUACUAAUAAUGUCAAACUUAGAUGUUGUAUUUUUGAAGAUUUAGAUGAUGAUGAAUAUGAUUAUUUAUGUUAUUUAGAAAAAUCAUCACCUUUUCUUGUUCUUGAUAUUUUUUAAAAUUAAUCUACAAUUAUAAGUUGAUAAUUAAAUUAUUUAAAAGUUGAUAAAUAUUUAAAUUGUUAUUAAAAGUUAUUAAAGUUAUCAAGUAAAAUUGUAUUAACAUUAAAAAAAAACUGUUCACUUGAAUAAUUGUUAUUUUAUUUGUGAAUUAUAUAAAAUUAGUUAAUAAAAAAAAUAAUUAUCAUUUUUAAAAAAAA
Molecule: messenger RNA, 1646 nt
Organism: Aphidius gifuensis
Lineage: Eukaryota; Metazoa; Arthropoda; Insecta; Hymenoptera; Braconidae
Exons: 3
Coding region: 127-1446 (439 amino acids)
Biological process (GO): SCF-dependent proteasomal ubiquitin-dependent protein catabolic process
Cellular component (GO): SCF ubiquitin ligase complex
Source: RefSeq, a predicted model, not a curated record